Molecule: messenger RNA, 2118 nt
Organism: Cladocopium goreaui
Lineage: Eukaryota; Dinophyceae; Suessiales; Symbiodiniaceae
Source: the annotation of a GenBank genome assembly
AUGGUCCAUGACCUGGGAAGUCCAUGGGGAAAUCCACCCUUCACCAACCACCAUUCUGCAGACCAGGACCUCAACUCGCAGACCUCUGAGACUGCACCGGAUCACCUGGAGGUUAAGGCCCAGCAGCUGCACAAGGCGUGUCAAAAGGCUCCGCAGCAGGACGUGUGGACGGAGCCCACGGAGGGAAUCACCUCCACGGUGCUGGACCACGCGGAGGAAGCCUUGCGGCGAUGCUUUGGGAAGACCAAGGAAGGCCAGCGCUAUGCCAACAAUCCCUUGUUGGGCCUCAAUGCCAUCUUCAAACGCCUGGACCAAAACCAUAGCGGCAAAGUCGAUCGCUCGGAGUUCCUUCAGUUGUGUGGCAUUCUGGACUUCAAUGGCAGCACGGACCUGAUGAAUGCACUCUUCAAUCGAUACGAUUUGGAUAGGUCAAAGUACCUAUCCAUUGACGAGUUUGGCCGCAUGCUCUUCAAAUUGGAUGGAGACCCACAUGGAAAGGCCCUCAGUACCAUCGCCAAGAUGAGAGAAGCCUUGGCUUUGAGAGCUGGUGGAUUCGAGACGCUGAAAGCCAUGGCCAAUCAGUUUCGCAUCAUGGAUCAUGAUCACUCCGGUGAGCUCACGAAGGAGGAGUUCAUGACUGCUCUCGACGUGUUCUUCAAUUGCUUCAACCUGCGCUUCAGCGCGGCUGAAAAGCUGAGCCUCUUCAGCACCUUCGAUCGCGAUGGCUCCGGCAGCGUCAGCUACGACGAGUUCAUCCGUGGUGUUCGCGGAGAGAUGAACGACUUCCGCUUGGAGUGGGUGAACAAGGCCUUCAGUAUCCUCGACAAGGAUGGCUCUGGCGUGGUGACCACGGCGGAAAUGUCGGGCACCUACGAUGUCUCUGCCAACCCGGCAGUUCAAAGCGGAAAGGUGACGCCCCAGCAAGCCAUUUCGCAGUUCAUGCAGCAUUUCGAUCAAAAUUCGGAUGGUCAGAUUACCCGGGAGGAGUUCACCGAAAACUACGAGUGGGUGAGUGCGUCUAUUGACAAUGAUGACUAUUUCGAGCUCAUGAUGCGAAAUGCCUGGCACAUUGCCGGUGGCGAAGGCUGGUCAGCCAACACCUCCAACCUUCGAGUGCUGGUGAAGCAUACUCGCUCUCCAGACGAGGUGGUUUGCGUGCUGAAUGACUUGGGCCUUCCAAGAGAUCCCGCCCUGCGCACCAUGGAGGUGGUGAAACGUUUGAAGAACCAAGGGGUGGCCGACAUUGCCAAAAUUGAGCGGCUUGAACUGAAAGUGGUUUUGCGGCUGAACUGCAACAAGUUCAUACAAGUUCCGGGGCCAGCGCGGAGCGAAGCCUCGCGAGUUCAAGCCUAUGGCGGAAACGACCCCAGUCCAAGCAAUGCAGUGAUGGUCUUUCUCACAUCACCUGAAGGUAUCAAGGCGUUAAGCGCUGCCUCUGGGGAUGCGGAGCUCCUGGUGCGGCUGGGCGGGUGCAAUCGGAGGCUACACCAAAGCGUCGCUAUGGUCCAGAAGAGCCUGGAAAAAUUGUCUCCAUCGAUGAACUUCAGGCAGAUUGCCUUUGGACAAGCAGCGGCCAGGAUUUGUAGCUGCGCCACUGGAAACCACAUUUAUUUCGGCUAUGGUGGUGGGACCUCCGUGCGAAAGGAGAUGGGGCCCGUCCUGAAAGCAUCAGCGAAACUGCUGGCACGCUUUGAAGAUGCGAAGAUCCACAUCGAUGCCCAUGCUGGAGUAAAAGCCCCUGGUCGCUUUGUGGCAAAGAACUGCUCUCAGGCUAGGGCGAAGGCCAUCUUACGUGAGCUGGUGCAUUUUGGAGUCCCAGCUAAUCGAAUCACCUUUGUGGCAUGGGGAAAGGAGAUCUCCAGCCACUGGAAAGAUACAGAUGAGAAAGUAGCCAGGGCUGAGAUCUACUUCCAGAUGGCGGGAGCAGAGUUUCCAGAACGGCCGGGAUAUUAUGUGCAAGCCGCCUUGAGCACGUCCACCGCGCUUCGCCAUGGGCCAGAUGAAAUGGAUGACGACUUUGGAAAUGAGAACUUCUUACAUUCCGACCCAGACAGCCUGAUGCUCUUCCUACCUGCCGCAACUGGUUUUCAGCUGGUCUCCGUCUUAAAUUCAGCGUAG